Molecule: messenger RNA, 390 nt
Organism: Guillardia theta CCMP2712
Lineage: Eukaryota; Cryptophyceae; Pyrenomonadales; Geminigeraceae
Exons: 1
Coding region: 1-390 (129 amino acids)
Source: RefSeq, a predicted model, not a curated record
AUGUCUUCUAUCUACAACAAGUGCGGCCAUGGAACAUGCGCCAUCGUCGGCUUCUGCGUCAAGCUCUGGACUCAGCAGCAUCCUCGGAGUAGGAACGUGGAGCACGGAGCGGCGGGGAAGGAAGAAGAGGGAUUGCGAGGGAGCCGGCGUGUGGAUGACGCAGGAGGGGAGAGGAGAGAGCGGAGGCAGCCUGCUUUCAGCGAGCUCAGGGCAGGAAGCUGCGGGGUCGACCGAGAAAUGUGCAGUAAAGUACAGGUAGUCAGCGACGGGUGCAUGGUCUUGGGGAAUAUCAAGCACGCGUCGGCAAAGCUCCCGAGAGCAAGCCUGGACGACAAGUUAGAUGCCAUACGGGCAGUAAGCCCCGAGUUGCCGCCCGUGAGUGUACAGUGA